Protomyces lactucae-debilis is the source of this 720-nucleotide messenger RNA. Its product is annotated as uracil phosphoribosyltransferase. NCBI's taxonomy places the organism in Eukaryota, Fungi, Ascomycota, Taphrinomycetes, Taphrinales, Protomycetaceae. The coding region runs from base 159 to 560 and encodes 133 amino acids. The record is from RefSeq and is a predicted model, not a curated record. The transcript has 3 exons.
AGCGCGGGGACUUUAUCUUCUACAGCAACAGAAUCAUCAGACUGCUCGUGGAGGAGGGGCUCAACUACCUUCCCGUGGUGGAGCAGACUGUUGCAACGGCCACCGGGAACGACUAUAAUGGUGUGCAGUUCCAGGGCAAGAUAUGUGGUGUCAGUAUCAUGCGUGCAGGCGAGUCUAUGGAGCAAGGUCUCCGCGACUGCUGCCGCUCAGUUCGCAUCGGCAAGAUCUUGAUUCAACGGGAUGAAGAGACUGCACAGGCCAAGUUGUACUACUCCAAGCUGCCAGAGGAUAUUGCUCAUCGCUGGGUCUUUUUGCUCGACCCCAUGUUGGCUACAGGCGGUUCUGCCAUCAAGGCAGUGGAGGUACUUCUGGAACGCGGCGUUCCUGAGGAGCACAUUAUCUUCCUCAACCUCAUCUCAGCGCCAGAAGGUAUCGCGACAUUCAAGAAGAACUUCCCAAAGCUGCGUGUCGUGACAGCCUUCAUCGACAAAUGCCUCGAUAAGAACAAUUACAUUGUACCUGGACUGGGCGACUUCGGCGACCGUUACUACUCAGAAUAGGAUUGCUUGUCAAGGCAGAUGCAUGCGAUGAUAGAAGUCGUUGAAGCCAAGGGGUUGGAUGCCGUUCAUAACGAUAAUAUACACGGAUGUUACAAUGCCAGUCAGGCCAAUCAUCCUUCUAGUCAUACUCCAGUUCAUCAUCGUCGUCGUCAUAGUCGUC